This is a messenger RNA of Trichoderma breve, 909 nucleotides long. RefSeq lists its product as uncharacterized. The transcript has a single exon. Lineage: Eukaryota; Fungi; Ascomycota; Sordariomycetes; Hypocreales; Hypocreaceae. Bases 1 to 909 code for a protein of 302 amino acids. The record is from RefSeq and is a predicted model, not a curated record.
AUGGCUGCCAUUCCUCUUUUUACGCCCUCUAAGCCAGCUCGAUCCUCACCGCGGACUUCACUAGGCACAACUCCAGGUAGUGGCACACCGCGACUUAAAAAGAGCACACCGAGAUUAAAGAGCACGCCUGGGUCAAACAGACAGCAGCCGUAUGCGAAAAGACAGGCCGCAAAGGCAGCAGCUUUACAGAGGGGGGCUGCGGAUGAUAGCGAGAUUCACAACGUCAGUGAUUCGGUGCAACUUGAGCAGUACGAGGUGGCAUCAGCAUCCACUCCUCGUGCGACUGUACGCUCCCUCAGCAGCAGAAAGGCAGCAGAUACAACAAGACCAUUCCGACUUACGGGGCGCAUCUCGGAGAUUCUAGAUCAGCCAGAUAUUGGAGAAGAGGAGCCGGCACAGACAGCACAGCCAGCAGGACCACAGAGGUCAGAGAAGCCACAGAGGCCAGAAAGCUCAACGAAGCCAACGACACCAGAAGAAGAAAAUACGGAAUAUGAAUUCGUCGGCUUCAAUGAGUAUCGUUGGGCAGGUGACUCCAUUGAGCUACAGGUAAAAUGGAAGAGAGAUGAGAAACACGACGAUAGCGAAGAAUGGAAAGACGCUGAAGAAUGGGAGAGCGGCAAGAUGACUUGGGAGCCCGAAAGAAAGCUGCACGAAGAUGCUCCCGAGUUCCUGUUUGAGUAUUGGCGCACACGAGGUGGACGGCCCGAGAACCCAACAGACCCAGGAUUGUAUGAGAUCUUUGGCGUUCUCAAGCACAACAGGAAUCGCACCAAAUUGCUCAUCGAAUGGGUUGGAUAUGAGCGCUCAGAAGCUACGUGGAUGCUUCGAAAGGAUAUCCCAAAAACGGCACAGGAUAUCGUGGACGCCUACUUUGCCGGUCUGAAGACUAAAGGCAAGAAGAAAUGA